Pneumocystis murina B123 is the source of this 594-nucleotide messenger RNA. RefSeq lists its product as hypothetical. The transcript has 3 exons. NCBI's taxonomy places the organism in Eukaryota, Fungi, Ascomycota, Pneumocystomycetes, Pneumocystales, Pneumocystaceae. The record is from RefSeq and is a predicted model, not a curated record. Gene Ontology annotation, cellular component: cytosolic large ribosomal subunit; ribosome. The coding region runs from base 1 to 594 and encodes 197 amino acids. Gene Ontology annotation, biological process: translation. Gene Ontology annotation, molecular function: structural constituent of ribosome; RNA binding.
AUGUCGAUCAAGCACAAUAACAUGCUUCCGAACCAGCAUUUCCGAAAACACUGGCAAAAGCGGGUUCGGACAUGGUUCAAUCAGCCAGGACGUAAACUUCGCCGAAGAAAAGCACGACAAGAAAAAGCAGCAAGAUUAGCACCCAGGCCAGUUGGAAUGCUACGACCAACAGUCUUUGCACCGACGGUUAAAUAUAAUUAUAAGUUGCGUCUAGGCCGAGGGUUUACAUUUGAAGAAUUAAAGGCAGCAGGUAUUUCAAAAAGAUAUGCAGCGACAAUUGGUAUUUCAGUGGACCAUCGCCGUCGUAAUCGGUGUCUUGAAUCUCUUGAAAGAAAUGUUAAACGACUAAUGUUAUAUAAAACACAUUUAAUUGUUUUCCCACGUAAGACUAAAAAAACAAAGAAAAGCGAUACGAUGGAUGUUUGUAACAAAAAAUAUUCACAAGUACCAAUAGAUACAAUUAUUCCUUCAUUUGAUACUAAGACUCAAGUUGAAUCACGUAUUAUUACUGAGGAAGAGAGGUCAUUUGAUGCCUUUGCUACUCUUCGAAAAGCACGUAAAGAAGCCAAGUUGGUGGGUAAACGUGAUGAGUAA